AUGGUAACUUUCUUGACUGCUAAAUUACUAAAUCUGAUUUGUCUAACUUAUAGCGACUCUGGAGGAGAUCCUUCAAAUGGCAGGGCAGCGGUGGCAUUGUCUUUGGGCGGACCUACACCUGUACCAGUUUCAACCACUUCGAAUACGUCGUCCACCACUGGUAACAGAGAGUGCGCCGGUUGUGGAAAAAGAAUCACAGAGAGAUUUUUAUUAAAGGCCUUGGACAUGUUUUGGCACGAAGAUUGUCUGAAAUGCGGAUGCUGUGACUGUAGGUUAGGAGAAGUUGGGUCCACCCUGUAUACUAAGGCGAAUCUAAUUUUGUGUAAAAGGGAUUAUCUUAGGUUAUUUGGAACCACUGGAUAUUGUGCGGCUUGUAACAAAGUCAUACCGGCCUUUGAAAUGGUAAUGCGGGCUAAAAAUAACGUAUAUCAUUUGGAAUGUUUUGCUUGUCAACAAUGCAAUCAUAGGUUUUGCGUUGGAGACAGAUUCUACUUAUGCGAAAACAAAAUUUUAUGUGAAUACGAUUAUGAAGAAAGACUGGUGUUCGCAAACAUGGCCUACAAUCCAAGCAGUUUAGCUCACAUUAGAAGGCAAGUCAGUAAUUUACAGCAAACAUUCCCAACUCUGGGAAUUUUUUCGUUUGAUUUGAAAACACUGACCGUGGUUGGAUUUUCUUUCCAGCCGUCAGGAGGCGGUCUAACGGACCAAUCAUGUUACAGCGCGACGAGUACGGCAACAAUGUACGGGUACUCGCAACCGCUCACUAGCGCCGCCGCCUCAGCGCCAGUUGGAAAAGGGGCUGCCGCUGCCCCCAGGGACGGCACUGCUCAACGCGACGACGGGUCCAGCGGCUACGGCAGUCCCGACAGCGAGAUCUUCGACCCGCCCGCUCCGAUCCACUGA
Brassicogethes aeneus is the source of this 903-nucleotide messenger RNA. Lineage: Eukaryota; Metazoa; Arthropoda; Insecta; Coleoptera; Nitidulidae. The record is from the annotation of a GenBank genome assembly.